This is a messenger RNA of Nylanderia fulva, 2170 nucleotides long. It is a transcript of the gene ERp60, whose product is annotated as disulfide-isomerase A3. Gene Ontology annotation, biological process: response to endoplasmic reticulum stress; protein folding. Lineage: Eukaryota; Metazoa; Arthropoda; Insecta; Hymenoptera; Formicidae. Gene Ontology annotation, cellular component: endoplasmic reticulum. Gene Ontology annotation, molecular function: protein disulfide isomerase activity. The record is from RefSeq and is a predicted model, not a curated record.
GUCGCGCCGCGUCUCCUAACCGCUGGCCGUGAAAGAGCCACGUUUGCUACAGGGACGAGACAGACGUAGCCGAGAGACAGAACGGAGCUGCCUUCCGACCCGCGCAAGUCUGCAAGUUCGUCGCGAGGAUGCUGCGAAAGUGUCUGACCAUUUUGCCUCUGCUCCUGCUCGGCAUCUACGCCGACGAGAAGGAUGUCCUGGAGCUCACCGACGAGACCUUCGAGAGCGAACUCGAGCGUCACGAGAACACACUCGUCAUGUUUUACGCACCAUGGUGUGGGCAUUGUAAACGUUUGAAGCCAGAAUAUGCCAAGGCAGCUGAGCUGCUCAUAGGCUACGAACCAUCAAUUACUCUUGCUAAGGUGGAUUGCACAGAAUCUGGAAAAGAAACUUGUAACAAGUUUUCUGUCAGUGGGUAUCCAACUCUCAAGAUCUUUGAACAUAAUGAGUUCAGAUCUGACUACAAUGGUCCCAGGGAGGCACCUGGUAUUGUUAAGUACAUGAAGUCUCAAGUGGGACCAGCAUCUAAAGAAUUGAUUAGCGAACAGGCUCACAAAGAAUAUCUGGUGACUGACGAUGUCAGUGUAAUAGGUUAUUUCGAAAAGGAUGACUCUCCAUUGGCUGCGGUAUUCCACACUGUUGCCAAGAAGCUCAGGGAGAAAGUCAGAUUCGCUCACACAUCGACGAAAGAAGUUUUGGACAAAGUGUCCCACAAAAACACUAUUGUUUUAUAUCGACCAAAGAUACUCCACAACAAGUUUGAAGAUAAGAGUUUAAUAUACGAGGGUGCUGAGUCUAUCAGCGAUGUGAACGACUUUGUCACCAAGAAUUAUUAUGGUAUCGCUGGCGUGCGCACUCGCGACAACUCGCAGGAUUUCAAGAAUCCUCUGGUGGUCGCCUAUUACAACGUGGAUUACGUGAAGAACGCCAAGGGUACGAACUAUUGGCGCAACCGAAUCAUUAAGGUCGCCAAGGACUUCCCCGAGUACUCCUUCGCCAUAGCUUCCAAGGAUGACUUCCAGCACGAAUUGAACGAUUUCGGCAUCGACUACACCAAAGGCGAUAAGCCGAUUGUUCUAGUGCGAGAUGCCAAAAACCAGAAAUACGCUCUUAAGGAUGAGUUCUCCAUGGAGACGUUCGAAGCGUUCCUGAAGGAUCUGCAGGCCGGCGCUCUGGAGCCGUAUCUGAAAUCUGAACCGAUUCCGGAGAGCAACACGGGCAACGUAAAAGUCGCUGUAGCUAAGAACUUCGACGAUCUGGUCACCAACAGCGACAAGGACACGCUGAUCGAAUUCUACGCGCCCUGGUGCGGCCACUGCAAGAAAUUGGCACCGAUCUACGACGAGUUGGGUGAGAAGAUGGCGAAUGAGAAUGUCGAGAUUGUCAAAUUUGACGCGACGGCGAAUGACGUACCGGCCUCGUACGAAGUGCGUGGUUUCCCGACUCUCUUUUGGGUACCCAAGGACGCCAAAGACAGCCCGGUUAAAUACGAAGGCGGUCGCGAGCUCGAAGACUUCAUCAAAUACAUUGCCAAACACGCCACCGACGAGCUCAAGGGCUACGAUCGCAAAGGCAAUGCGCUCAAGCCUAGAACUGACGAGCUAUAAGACAUUAUCGAAUACUAUCGCGAAGUUUGUUUCUACAUUUCAGAAGGCAAUCGGAUUAACGAUCCGCGAGUUUUCCUCAUGUAACACACGAGUACAGUUAAGAAUCCGCGAAUGUGCAAAUAAACAUAGAAAAAAAUAAUGCUGAGUGCAGACAUAAUGCGUCUUCGCAUUGCGCAUUUUCAAUAAGUGAUAGAUGAAGAAUGUUCGUCAUAUAGGAAGUGCUUCUAAUAUUUAGAAUUGUUCAUCAUGUACUAAUUAUAUAUCAUGUAUUAAUUUGUAACGAUUGUAUAACGAUGUAGUGUACAGAAUUAAUUUCAAUUUUUUCCAUAAUAACAUGCUUCAUGAAGAAUGAAAAAUUAUAUAAAUAUAAAUCCACAUAAUUUUUUAUAUAUUAGAGAUACUGUUUAUUCAAACAUUCUUCAUCUUUCACUUAUUACAAUAUAUGUAUGAAGUAACACACACACACACACACAAACACUCCAUUCCAAUCUAGCGUGUUUCGACUAUUCUAAUACAGUGAUUUCUGUUUAUACGAGAGUCAAAAUAAAUUGUUUUGUACAAAA